AUGGCUGCUCCAACCACCGUCACCAUGCACAACCUCAAUGGCACUUGGGUUAUGGAUAAAUCCAUCUCCAACGACCCCGAUGGCAUCUUCAAACUGCAAGGCAUGUCGUGGCUCACCCGCACAGCCAUCGGCCUCGCCACCGUAACCUUAAAAAUCAAACAGACGAAAAACGACCAGGGCGUCACCGAGCUAGCCAUCGACCAGGUCCUCACCGGCGGCGUCAAGGGCACCUCCGAGCACCGCGUCCUCGACUGGUCCGAGCGCGACCACACCGACCACAUCUUCGGCGACCUCACGGGCCAGAGCCGGUUCUUCAGAGCGGGCGCGGCCGGCUCCGAAGGCAAGAGACUGCCGGACGUCGACGUGCAGACCAAGACGGGCGAUGCAGACAAGGAUGUGACCGUGGCUAAGUUCCUGCGCGGGGAGAUGCUGGCGAACGGCGAUCUGACGGACGGGUUUGUGGUUGAUGCGGAGAACGAGGAGUUUGUGCAGAGUUGGGUGCGGAGUAAGGAGAAUGGGUGGACGGGGGAGCAGGUCUGGGGCUUCGAGAUGGUCGAUGGCGUCAGACGGUACACGCGCCGCAUCGUCGUCGCGAAGGGCGACCAGAUCGAGAUGGUCCGGCUGGUCUAUACCUUCGUGAGCGAGAGUACUGAGUAA
Messenger RNA from Blastomyces dermatitidis ER-3, 657 nucleotides. RefSeq lists its product as uncharacterized. The coding region runs from base 1 to 657 and encodes 218 amino acids. The transcript is spliced from 4 exons. The record is from RefSeq and is a predicted model, not a curated record. NCBI's taxonomy places the organism in Eukaryota, Fungi, Ascomycota, Eurotiomycetes, Onygenales, Ajellomycetaceae.